This is a messenger RNA of Cheilinus undulatus (humphead wrasse), 2027 nucleotides long. RefSeq names its product cilia and flagella associated protein 206 (gene cfap206). Lineage: Eukaryota; Metazoa; Chordata; Actinopteri; Labriformes; Labridae. Gene Ontology annotation, cellular component: axoneme; ciliary basal body. The record is from RefSeq and is a predicted model, not a curated record. Gene Ontology annotation, biological process: regulation of cilium beat frequency; sperm axoneme assembly; regulation of flagellated sperm motility. The coding region runs from base 24 to 1898 and encodes 624 amino acids. The transcript is spliced from 12 exons.
AAACGGUUGACUUUAUCGGUAAAAUGUCUCGAGUUAACGCAGAAAACGUUAUCAAAAACAUCAUUCGUAACAUAGUGCAAGAGUGUGCGGUGAGAGGACAUGCGGUCUCCGAUACUUUGGUCGCUUUUAUGGUCAAAGCUGUGGUUCUGGACCCUAGAAAUGGCUUUAAUGUAGACCGGACUCUGACCAAACAGGAUGUGGAGAAACUAGAAGAGCUAUGUUUGGAUAAACUGAUGGAGGAGUGCAGUCCAUCCCUCGACACAAUCAAGAUGCAGGUGUAUUUUGAUUUGAAAUACACCUCCAGACGCGAGUUUCUGGAUGAAAUCCACCGUGUGUUGGAGUCAAAGCUGAGCUCAGUGAGCAGAGAGAUCACUGACAGCAGGGUGAAAACACGGGAAGAGUUAGACGCUUUGUACAGUAAAAUCAUCACGUACAUCCUGCUGCGUUCUGGCAUGGGCUCGCCUGCAGACAUCAACACUGUGCACGAGGCUAGAGCUGCCCUGCAGAGCAUUUUCCCUCACACUGAGCUUGGAGCCUUCAUGUAUUUCCUGAAGAGGGACAAAGAGCAGCAGCUCAAUGAGCUCACUAUGAUCGUCACAGGGAUUCGACUUUUCAACAAGGCUAAGAAGAAAGAAGAGGAGGAGACUGACCUUAGUGAACUAAUGCCUGAAGCUCUUAAUGAAGCUCUUCCAGCUGUCAGUACAAACUUGGAAAACGAGCUGAGAGUGUCACAGAGUUUGGCCUGGAAAUACACAGCAGUGCUGGAGAAGCUGACAGACCCAAACAGUCGAUCUGAAGACAGCAACGUUCCCAUCGUGUCACUGAACCAGGCUCUGUACAACAUCAGGCAACAUGAAGGAUUCCUCAGGAUGUUACUGGCUGAUGCUUGUUUAUGUGCCAAAAAUGUCGAGAUCCUACAGAGUGAGCUCUCCUCGAAUAUAAAGCUGCUGAAAGAAACUAUGAAGUCAAAGACAGCUGUGCCCACGAAAGUAGUUUUUCCGUUGUUCAAGACUCUGUCGAAGCUGUGGUCUGGACUUCAGGAGGAGGCCGAGCUGCUGAACAUCCUAAAUAACAUCAGGCUCAACCUGCAGCCUUUCAUCACCUCUCAGGCUAAGAUUUUCUCUGAAGAUUUUUUAAACAAACUGUUAGAGGCUUCAGAGGUGAAGACAGAUGAGCAGAGAACGAUCGAAUCGUCAGGUGAGCGCAUUGAUCCAGGUGAGAUGAAGUCACAUGACUGGCUCCUGCCUGAAACUACAACCAGCUUUAAUGAGCUGUCACUGCAGUAUAACAGAGUCUGUGGAUACACACUGGUGACCAGAGAUGGACUUCUGCUACCAGGAAACCCUCACAUUGGAAUCCUCAAAUAUAAAGAGAAGCUUUAUAUUUUCAGUUCCAAAGAAGCUGCAAUGAAAUUUUCCUCCAGUCCAGACCAGUUCAUUGAAGAGGUGACAGAGAAAGCAAAGAUCUCAGCUGAACUCAUUCAGCUCCUCAAACUGCACCAACAGAUCUCCUGCAUCAGCCCGUACUCUGAGAUGCAGCCAGGUGAUAGUUUAAUGGUGAAGCCAAUCACUAAAUGUGAGAUCAGCACACAGACAGAUCUCCACCCGCUGGAGACAAACAUUGACAAGUCGUACGAGUGGAAUGAGUGGGAGCUACGGAGAAAAGCUCUCAGACUGGCUGACCUCUUCAUCAAAGUUAGCCACUCAACACAGACCGAUCUGAGCCACAUGAGACGAGAAAACAUGACUCAGACGUGGCUGCCGAAGAACUCCGCCUGUCAGACUAAGAGGGAUGGAGAGAGCAGCAUGCCCCAACCUCAGAUCUACCUGGCAGGACUGAGAGGACAGAGAGACGGACAAUUUGUUAAAACAAACCUGACCAGACUGCUGGAUGAGUAAUCAAAAAUAUCUCAAAUAAAAGUCAGUGCAAGCAGUUUUUAUUUUAGUGUUCUUUUCCUGUGAUUCUUGAGGGAAGAGAAGAAAAUCUUACAACAGAAAAAUAAAAGGCCAUACUAUUAAGAAAUGUAU